GGCUGACCCCUCCCCGUCCCCCCCCCGGUAUUUAAAGCCGGGCUGGCAGCCCCCCAACCCUUUGCCCCCGACAUGCUUCAAGCCCUGCUGCUGCUGGGGGGCCUGGCCCCCGCCCUGCCCGCCGGUCCCCACUGGGCGUACGAGGGCCCCCACGGGCAGCACCACUGGCCCGAGGGCCACCCGGCCUGCGGCGGCCGAGCCCAGUCACCCAUCGACAUCCGGACGCGUUGGGUGCAGCCGGACCCCUCGCUGCCACCCAUCCGCCCCAUCGGCUACAACCGCCCCGGCGCCCCGGUCUUCACCCUCGCCAACAACGGCCACACCGCGGUGCUGGUGCUGCCGCCCUCGCUGCGGCUCCAGGGGUUGCCCCAUGGCUUCGCCGCCGCACAGCUCCACUUCCACUGGGGAAGGCCCGGCAACGCCGCCGGCGCUGAGCAUCUCCUGGAUGGGCACCGCGCUGCCGCGGAGAUGCACGUGGUGCACUACAACGCGGAGCGCUAUGCCAACGCCAGCGAGGCGCAGCACCACGCCGGCGGACUGGCCGUGCUCGGUGUCCUCCUGGAGGUGGGUGCUGACCCCCACCCUGCCUACGACAACAUCCUGAGCCACCUUGGCAGCAUCCGCUAUGCUGGGCAGAAGACAGCCAUCCCUUCCUUCAGUGUGCAGGACCUGCUGCCCUCGCGCCUCGACCUCUACUACCGCUACAACGGGUCCCUCACCACCCCACCCUGCUUCCAGAGCGUCCUUUGGACCCUCUUCCAGCAGCCUGUCCGUAUCAGCAGGGCCCAGCUGGAGCAGCUCCAGGGAUCGCUUUAUGCCACGGAGGCGGCCGAACUGGAGCCCCAGCACCUGGUGGAUAAUUUUCGGGUGCCACAGGAGCUCAACCAGCGGCUGGUGCUGUCGUCUGUCCCCAGAGGAUCCCAAGGAUACUCGACAGGAGAAGUCAUCGCCAUCAUCUUUGGCGCCGUCUCCGGCUGCCUCGGACUCUUCCUCACCAUCCACUUUGCAGCCAAGCGGCUGCGAGCAAGGAGAGCGCAGGACCAGGACGUCGUCUUCAAAGCCUCCUCCCGCCGCAGCCCCUCCGACCACAGCCCCCAUCCAUGACCCACCACCCAGGCUGGGUUGUGCGGGACCCCUGCCGCCCCCCAGCCCCACGGCGGCUGCUCCUGCUCCAGCCCUACUGGAAAUAAAGCCUCUUCCCCACCCCACGGUGCUGCUGGGGAGGGAAUGGGGCUGGAUCCUAUCAGCCUUGGAAAACCAGGAGAC
Molecule: messenger RNA, 1266 nt
Organism: Cuculus canorus (common cuckoo)
Lineage: Eukaryota; Metazoa; Chordata; Aves; Cuculiformes; Cuculidae
Gene: CA14
Product: carbonic anhydrase 14
Exons: 11
Coding region: 73-1104 (343 amino acids)
Cellular component (GO): plasma membrane
Molecular function (GO): carbonate dehydratase activity; zinc ion binding
Source: RefSeq, a predicted model, not a curated record